This is a messenger RNA of Effrenium voratum, 1710 nucleotides long. Lineage: Eukaryota; Dinophyceae; Suessiales; Symbiodiniaceae. The record is from the annotation of a GenBank genome assembly.
CCUUCCAUCCAAUUGCUCAAGCAAUGGAGAGCGCGCUAAGCGGAGACCUGGCGGGUCUGAACUAUGCGCUGGGGGCCUUUCAGCAGCGUGCUCUUUGGCAAGAUGCGCUACACCUGCUUCACGCCAUGCACAGCAGGAUUGUGGAGCGGGAUGCCAAGAGCUUCGGUGUCGUUCUCAGCAGCUGCGAGCGCGCCGAGAAGUGGCAGACUGCGCUCCUGGUGCUGGACGAGCUCCAGACGCAUCGCGUGGAGAGCAAUCUGAUCAUUCGCAACACCGCCCUCAGCGCCUGGGCCAAAGGACAUCAGUGGCAACAGGCCUUGGCAUUCCUCAGGGACAUGCCGAUGUGUCCAGACGUGUUCUCCUACAACGCGGCGAUCUCGGCCUGCGAGAAGGGCUCCCAGUGGCUUCAGGCCAUGGCGUUGCUCGAGGAGCUCGAGACACGCCAAUUGCGAGGCACGGUGGUCACCUAUGGCGCGGCCAUAAGCGCCUGCGAGAAGGUUGAGGAUUGGGAACGAGCACUGCUGCUGCUGUGCACUUUGAGCCAGCGAAGGCUGCAGUCGAGCAUCAUUGCCCACAGCGCAGGAGUCAGCGCGUGUGAGAAGAAGGGGCAGUGGCUACACGCCCUGCAGCUACUCGUAGAAGCAGAGGAGCAAAAUCUGCUGCCCGACGUGGUCGCCUACUCUGCUGGCAUUAGCGCGCGCGAGAAGGGUGGCGUAUGGGAACAGGCCAUGGCACUUUUGCAGCAACUUCUUCAGCUGGGCAUUCAAGGCAAUGUUGUGCCAUACAAUGCGGCUAUUAGCGCGUGUGAAAAGUGCAGCGAAUGGCAGGAUGCCCUAGCGUUGUUGCUUCAGCUGGGAGCUGCCAGCCAUGAGCCUGACGUGGUGUCGUGUUCCUCCACAAUCAGCGCAUGUGCGCGCGCCGGGCGUUGGCGGAACGCCAUCCACAUCUUUGAACAGUUCCAGGAACAGGAAGUGCGUGCCAACACCAUCGCCUUCAACUCGAGUAUCACAUCUGUGGAGAAGGGCGCCCAAUGGCAGAGCGGGCUCUUCUGGCUGAUGAAAGCUCGACGCUGCGCAAAGACAUGUACAGUUGUAACCUGCAGCGCUGUAGUCAGUGCCUGUGAGAAGGGCGCAGUGUGGCAGCGCGCCGGGCGCUUCUUGCUGCAGAUGAAAGCCUUUCAGGUGGAAGCCAACGCGCUUUCCUUCAACGCGGCCAUUGUGGCGUGUGCAGAAGGACAAAAGUCUUUCUCCGGGACUGGCUAGCUUCACAAUCUGCCUACAGAUCGCUGGCCUGCGAUACUGCAGGCUGAGAAGCCUGGCUUGAAUUGACGAUUCCUGCAAGCGUGGCACAGAGGACCCUAUGUUUCUAUUUGGUUGCCAUGCUUGAACCUUCUCAGGCCGACUGACGGCUUACCGGGCUUUCCGUCCUGCCACGCAUGGGGCAAACCAAUCUGGACAUUGCAAGCAGGCCAACUCACUGCUGACAAGGUGAACAACCGAACCAGAACCUCGUGGCAAAAUCGUCCACAGUUGCCAGUUGAUCUGCGGGCGCGCGAAUGUUUUUCGAGCACCACGGGCGCCGCAACUUACAGGACCCGAGGGAUGAAUUCUGGCCCUGACUUGGAUGUAGGCGUCCAAACAAUUGCGCUAUGCUUCCUGACAGGGCAGCUUGGGCUGGCUGGCUGAGCUGCCAGCCAAGCCAUGCACGGGC